AUGAGUGCUCAAGCAGAAGCAGGUGACGACGUGGACGAGAAGUACACGCCUCCAGUCGGUCACCUCCACUGCCUCACCCGAAACCGCUUUGGUCGCAGGAGUCAAGAGGUGUGCACGAGCGCUCAGAAGAACGUCCCAAUCUUCCCCACUUCUCCCCCUCCUCCUCCCCCGCCUCCUCCUUCUCCCCCCUGUCGUCCAAUCACGACGGAGAGUGCGGAACAUCAAGCUUUGACUCCCGUUGUUGUUGCCGCUGUCGAAAGCGAUCCUCUGACAUCUGUAGCCAAGGUCAGUUAUGCUGGGGUGAGUAGCAUUCCAAACUAA
Molecule: messenger RNA, 321 nt
Organism: Mesocestoides corti
Lineage: Eukaryota; Metazoa; Platyhelminthes; Cestoda; Cyclophyllidea; Mesocestoididae
Source: the annotation of a GenBank genome assembly